AACGGCAGGGCUGGCAAGUUUCUGGAUGAGGAGAGACGGCUAAGGGAAUACCCCUUCCCAUCUAUUGCUCCUGUACCUUACCUUGAGUUCCGCUAUAAAAGACGUGUCUACACUCAACCUACCUGGAUGAAAAGCAGUUGUCCAAGCUCCACACUAAGGCAAACCUGAAGAAAUUCAUGGAGUAUGUGCAGCAGAGGAACAUUGAAAAGGUCUCAAGGUUCCUGGAAAAAGGCCUGGACCCUAACUUCCAUGAUCCAGACACAGGAGAAUGUCCUCUAACGCUAGCAGCACAGCUGGAGAGCUGUGCAGAGCUCAUCAAGGUGCUGAAAAGUGGAGGGGCACAUCUGGACUUCAGAACAAAAGAUGGGAUUACUGCUCUGCACAAGGCCGUGCGCAGCAAAAACCAUACAGCACUUAUAACGCUGUUGGACUUGGGUGCAUCUCCUGACUAUAAAGACAGCAGGGGGCUAACUCCUCUCUACCACAGUUCGAUGGUAGGAGGAGAUCCCUACUGCUGUGAGCUGCUGCUGCACGAUCAUGCACAGGUCGGCUGUGUGGAUGAGAAUGGCUGGCAGGAGAUACACCAGGCAUGUCGCUAUGGCCAUGUGCAGCAUUUGGAACACCUGCUAUUCUAUGGAGCCGACAUGAGUGCUCAAAAUGCAUCUGGAAACACGGCUCUGCAUGUGUGUGCGCUCUACAACCAGGAGAGCUGUGCACGGGUUCUCCUGUUCCGGGGAGCCAAUAAAGAGAUAAAGAACUACAAUAGCCAGACUGCUUUUCAGGUGGCUAUUAUAGCUGGGAACUUUGACCUGGCAGAAAUCGUUAAGGUCCACAAAGCAUCAGAUGUUGUGCCUUUCAGGGAGACUCCCUCCUACACCAACCGUCGACGUGUGAUGCCUGGCCCCCUGCCUUCACCCCGUUCCUUACUUCGCUCUGCAAGCGACAACAACCUGAACGGGGACCACGAUCACAUCCAUGCUCAACCAACCAGAGAAGCCCGUGGCCGCCAGGGUCACUCCCCCGUCCCUUCACUACGCAGUCUGCCUGCUUUUGGGCAACAGCACAGCAGCCUUGGAGAAAGUCGUCAUGGAGAGAUCCCUGACAGCAGUCUCCAGAGUACUGGCAGCUCCAGAUCCUCCCAUUCCCGUUCACCGUCUCUACAUCACAUGCAUGAAGAUGACAAACCAGUUCCUAGACGGUCCCACAGCCACGGCUACCCUCAUGGGCAUGGCCCUCGUGGAAGACUCAGCCCUGGCUCUGUGCAGAGAGACCCAAGCCCACCUCAUCACACGCCUCCAGCACUGUCAGGCUCCCGCGGGCCCAAACGGAAACUCUACAGUGCCGUCCCAGGACGUACCUUCAUUGUGGUCAAGCCCUACACGCCACAGGGGGAAGGAGAGAUCCAACUCAACCGUGGAGAACGGGUCAAAGACUAUGACUGUAAUGACGUAGAAGUGCUCAGCAUUGGGGAAGGAGGUUUCUGGGAAGGCACAGUCAAAGGGAGGACAGGAUGGUUCCCAGCAGACUGUGUGGAAGAAGUGCAGAUGAGACAAUACGAUCCACGACUAGAGACACGGGAGGACCGCACUAAGAGACUGUUCAGACACUACACUGUGGGAUCUUACGACAACUUCACCUCAUACAGUGACUAUAUCAUAGAGGAGAAGAAUGCUGUUUUACAGAAGAAAGAAAAUGAGGGGUUUGGCUUUGUCCUGCGGGGAGCCAAAGCUGAGACGCCCAUUGAGGAGUUCACUCCCACCCCGGCGUUCCCUGCCCUUCAGUAUCUGGAGUCUGUUGACGUGGAAGGAGUGGCCUGGAGGGCCGGUCUAAGGACAGGGGACUUCCUCAUUGAGGUAAAUGGGGUGAAUGUUGUGAAGGUGGGUCAUAAGCAGGUGGUAUCCUUGAUCCGCCAAGGGGGCAACAGACUGCUGAUGAAGGUGGUUUCAGUCACUCGCAAACCAGAGACUGAGGAAGUUGUUCGCAAGAAAGCGCCGCCACCACCCAAGAGAGCUCCCAGCACCACCCUGACACUGCGCUCUAAGUCCAUGACCGCUGAGCUGGAGGAACUAGCUUCUGCUCGGAGGAGAAGAGGAGAAAGACUAGAUGAGAUGUUGGCAUCACAGGAGUCUAUGUUGCGUUCUCAGCCCUCUGAGGCAGAUUACAGAGCAGCCACUGUCAAACAACGGCCCACCAGCAGGAGAAUAACCCCAGCAGAGAUCAGUUCACUGUUUGAGAGACAAGGGAUGACUCUACAUGGAGGUCUCCAUCCAGGGAUUGAGAGAGGUCACAUACAACUACCAAAGGGCAUGUCCAGGACCAAAUCUUUUGGUGCCACUGAGGAGGAUCGGCUGUCUGCUCUUGUAGGCGAGCACCGAUUUCCCCGCAGUUCCUCUAUGACAGACAGCCUCCGAGACCACUCACAACCCCACCCUAUCCCUCCCCCUCCACAAACGGCACCUCCUCCUCCUCCUUACUAUCUAGACACUGGUCCUCCCCCAGCUUUCUGCCCCCCUCCACCUCCAUCGAGAACACAGAGUCAGGGCCAUGAGCCUGCAGGACGUUCGAGCUUCAAGCCGUCCUCCUUGGACCUGCCUUACGAGGCCGCUCAGCGGCAGGCCACACACAUUGAGAGACAGAAGAAAGCACGCUCCAUGAUCAUUCUGCAGGAUUCUUCUCAUUUACCUGUUGAACCUACAGAAAUUCCACGUCCUUCUGCUGCUACUCCACCUGAGCGAAUCAAAAGGAAAGGUCGGGUUAUUGACAACCCUUACGCAAACGUGGGUCAGUUUAGCAUUGGACUGUACACACCUACCAAGCCCCAAAGAAAGAAGAGUCCUCUGGUGAAACAGCUACAGGUGGAAGAUGCACAAGAAAAAGCUAGUUUGGCCUUAGCUGCUGCCCACUCGCGAGAGAGCUCACCCUCAGGACGACACCCACUUACCUACGGGCACACACACACCAGCCGUGCAGACUACUACCAGCAGCAGCUGAUGGCUGAGCGAGAGCGUAUGCGUGUUCAAGGAGAGAUGAUGUUUCAGGGCAAGGGCCCCUUUGCCGCUGCAAUUGCUGGAGCUGUAAAGGAUCGUGAGCGUCGCCUAGAAGAACGGAGGAAAUCCACUGUCUUCCUUUCUGUUGGGACCAUGGAGGGGGCAUCUACCACCAGCUCUGAUUCCCCCUCUCUGACUCAGUCUCACUCCAUCGAUGAACGGAUGCUGACACGAGAGCUGGGACAGCUGCCUCCCCCUGCCUUGGCUCUGAGCCCCUCACCUAGUGGGACCACCUUUAUCCAUCCACUUACAGGAAAGCCUCUGGACCCCAAUUCACCACUGGCUCUUGCGCUGGCCGCAAGGGAGAGGGCACUGACCUCCCAGAGCCAGUCCCCUACUAGCAGCCCAGAGCCUCGGACUAAACAAGAGCAAUUAGGCCAGGGUGUAAUAUUCAUUGACACUCAGACCAAAGAGUCUCCACAUGGGGAAGGGGCAGCUACAUCUCCCCCUUUUUCACCUAAAAGCGCCAAGGUAGCGGGUUUCGGGGUUGGAUCCUCCGCAGCAUCAAUUUUAUCCCCGCAGCCCACCAAGCCACAGUGGGCUGCAUCUUCGUCACCUGUAUCAUUCCGGCAGGAGAUGGAGGCCAGGAUAGAGGAAAGGAAGGAAGAGAAGAGGUUAGAGGAUAAAAAGAGUAUGUUGAUCAGUAUUAUGGAUACAUCACAGCAGAAGACAGCAGGGCUAAUCAUGGUCCAUGCCACCAGUAAUGGGCAGGCUGUUGGAGUGGAUUCAGAACAAGAGCAGACACCUGCCCCAGACUCCAGGGAGCCCAGCAAAUCACCAAGUCCACGCGCUAAAUCCCCCAGUCCCAGUGUCGCCCAGCCCCAGACCCAGCUCCAAGCUCAGAGUUCUGCCAGUCCAGUCCAAGAGAAGGGUCUGGCUCAGGGAAGCUCAGAGGAGGAUGUGGAUCCGUACACAGUAACCCUUCCCCCUGCCAUGUUAUCCUCCAGCGAUGAGGAAACACGAGAGGAGCUACGUAAGAUUGGAGUUGUUCCGCCACCAGAUGAGUUUGCUAAUGGGCUACUGGCACAGGCACAAGGGGCGCCAGUGUCUCCAGCUAAGCCUGCUGUGUCUCCCGCCACCCCUGCAACACCAACGCCACAAACGCCCUCAACCCUAGCAACGCCAGCUGUGACCCCCACUCAGCCUGCUCAACCCCUGCCUCCACCCAGUGCAGCAGCUGUCUCAGGGAAGCCCUCUGACCCUCUGGAGCCCCCACCGGUGGGUGAGUCUGGCUCUGCGGCUGACUCAGGCGUGGAGGAAGCUGACACGCGCAGCUCCAGCGAGAGAGAGCGAGACCACCAUCUCGAGACCACCAGCACCGUCUCCACGGUUUCCAGCAUGUCCACAUUGUCCUCAGAAAGCGGCGAGCCUGCCGACACACACACCACGCACACCUCCUAUGCCGACGGGCAGACAUUUGUGCUCGACAAGCCGCCAGUGCCUCCUAAGCCCCGACUAAAAUCCCAGAUAGGAGGCAGUAAAGGCCCCGUCACUUUCAGGGACCCUCUGCUGAAGCAGAGCUCUGACAGCGAGCUGCUAUCACAGCAGCAGGCUGCUGCCCUGGCUGCUGCUGCAGCUGGAGGAGCUGGACUCCCCCCAGGUGGUUCAGCCUCAGUUACUGGUCUAGCCCCCACCAAGCCACGCUACCUCUUCCAGAGGAGGUCCAAGCUAUGGGGAGACCCAGUGGAGCCCCGUGGCCCAGGAGUGGGGCUAGGUAUUGGGAGUUUGGGAAAUCUUGGUGGGCUGGGACUGGGGCUGGGUGCAGAUGAGGGAGCAAAACCAUCUGUUAUGGGAGAGCUCAGUUCACGACUACAGCAGCUAAAUAAAGACACCAGAUCACUAGGAGAGGAACCUCUGGGAGCAUCACUUGAUCCAGGAAGGAAGUCACCUGUGGCAGGUGCCAGACUUUUCAGCAGCCUAGGUGAGCUCCACACCAUCUCUCAAAGAAGUUAUGGAACCACAUACACCAUCCGCCCUGGCAGUCGCUACCCCAUCACCCGACGCACCCCUAGUCCAGGCUCACCUGAUCGGGGCGACCCUCUUGGACGAUUCUCAGGCUACGGCCUACCAACCUCACCAACCACACCGCCACAAACUAUCCUCAAAUCCUCGAGCCUCAGCCUACCCCAGGAGCCAAAGGAGGUCCGCUUUGUAAUGAGGAGCUCCAGCGCCCGUUCCCGCUCUCGCUCUCCGUCCCCGUCACCUUCCCAUUCACCUGGGUUAGGUUCACCACUUUUAGCUCUACGACCCUUUCACCAAAAACCCCUCCACCUCUGGAACAAGUAUGAUGUUGGAGACUGGUUGGAGAGCAUCAACCUGGGGGAGCACAGAGCAGGGUUUCAGGAACAUGAGAUCGAAGGUUCUCACCUCCCUGCUCUAACCAAGGAUGACUUUGCAGAGCUGGGAGUGACACGAGUCGGACACCGCAUGAACAUUGAGCGAGCACUGAAACAGCUGCUGGAGAGCUGACCCCUGCCCUGAGACACAGCCACAGAUGGAGAUCGGUGAAGACAGACAGAAGAUUCGGGGGUUAAGGAAAAUAAGCGAUGCGAUAGGGGCCGCUCCUCUUUUACUCCGGCUGCUUUUAUGUUCGGCAUCACAAAUGUUGACCUGCAGCUCUUAGGCACACUCUGUUUCCAUUCUGCAUUAACACCCUGCACUUGGCAAUGCACUGAAGAGGAGGAGUCGAUACAUUCAUUUUUCUUCUUGCCCACCACCCUGCUUUUGUGGCCAAUUAAAUCAGGCCCAAAAUGAUAUUUGGCGUUUUUAUUUAAUUAUUUUUUGCUAAGACGAGCCAGACGAGCUCCAAUUAGAACAUUUGAUUUGUGAAAGGUUCACUUGUUUCCUUAGUAACAUCCCCACUUUCUCGCUCCCUCCUCUCCUUUCUACCUCCCCUCCCAAAUAACCCCCCAGGUCCCUCUAUUAGGCUGCUGAAAGCCUUCUUGCAGUUCGAGUAAAGGAGGAGGAGGAGGAGGCAGAAUUUUUUGUUCCACACAGAAAGCUCAGUUGCCUUUCAAAAUAUUUAUACAGAGAUCAACAGCAAUGAACACAGUGCUACGGACACACAGCCCUGAAAAAGGUGUGUCUUCUGUAUACGUGCUGUUUUUAAACCGAAGACUUUAGAGCCCAGAGUCGGAGCUCCACAAAGUAAACCGUGGGAGAAAACCCCCUCUGCCUUGGUACCCAGACUGUGCUAUCUAUUAUAUUUGGAGAAUGUUUAACCAACACUCGUGGCUUUUUUUCAUAAUCAGUUUCUUUUUUUGGUUUUCCAAAGGGAAUAAUAUAUAUAGGUAUUAUAUAAUAUAUACAUAUAUAUAUAUAUAUAUAUGUAUUUAAAUAUAGCUUUCAGGAGAAAAGACAAUGUUGCAAAGAGGAAAUAUAAUAAAUUAAUCUGCACCUGUUUUUUUGGUUUUUAGUAUAGAAGGCAGAGAGAAAUCUUUAAAUCUAUUCCACUAAUAGUUUACUCAUUUCUACCAAUUAUAUACAUACUUAUAUAUAUACGUACAUAUAUAUAAGUAUUCUAUAUAUAUAUAUAUAUAUUUGAAAGGAAAAAGUAUAUAAAUAUGGAAAUGAAGUUUUUGUCAUAGGUAUCCAACUUUCCUUAUGGUCACUCCUUUUUUGAACCGUAGCAUGACGAGUUGCUUCAUGUUUUUGACAAAGAGUUUGUUGUUUGUUUUUAUUUUCUUACGGUCUUCCUUCAUACUAAAGGGCAUCCCGUAAUGUGAGGCUGAGACCCCAGUUGACACCCAUCCCUACUGCUUCAGCAACAGAUCCCGCUGCCUGUGUAUCCACAAUAACACAUCAAGGGCACCGGCCACCUAUGUGCAAGCUGACUGGCUUUAAAGGGGCUCUUCAUCUUAUGCCUGUUUAUCACUCAGGGAUGGAAGUUUGGGGCACCAGCAUGAAGAGGUUGCUUGCUGUUUUACUACUAGAAAUUGAAUUUUUCUUACACUUCAACAGUUAAACACCACCAUAGUCUGUUAGAGAGCUAGUAAAGAUUCCAUCCCUGUCCCCGAUAGUGUUACUUAGACCAGUUUGCACAAGGUCUGGUAUCAAUUUCCAAGCAUGGAAACCUGGAGAAACAAGCUUUAACUGUUCAAAUAAUUUUUUUUAAAAAGCUAAUAAUUGUGUUCCUUUACCUGUAUAACCAAUAAAAACUUGCCAUACAAGCUUAAAUGAGCUUGAUGUGUAUGCCCUUCUGAAAUGCCACUGCAGGGAAUGUCUGUAGUUUCUCAGGCUGUGGGGAUGGGAAAGCCUCUGCAAGGUCUUAAAGAAAAUUCAGUAUUUUACAACCUGACAUUAUUGCUGCUUUCCUCGAUCUUUACCAUUUUCUAAGUGAGUAAAAUAUCAUAAACAGAGGGACAGCUACAACUCAAAACAAUAAGGCGCAGGUUGUUUAAAAAAAAAACACUGAAUUUUCCUUUAACAAUACAAAUCUACAAUUGUACUCAUGAGUAGCUUCUGCUGGCAGUGAGAAACAGUGAGUUUUAUUCACACAACGAAAUGCAUUUUAUAGCUUUUCUCUGACGGGAAGCCAGUAAAUGUCUAUUACCAGUAAAAAAAGUAAAACCUCUGUGCAUCAGCAGAAUCCAAUCAGUAUGCCAAGGCACUUACACCUGGCGAAAAAGUGCACGCAUGUUUAGUUUCUUUUUCUCACAGUUUGUAAAAGCAGGUGGGGAAUUUAACGGUGUAUGUGGGUUGUAGGAAUAGCACUCACUGCCUCGCUGUGACCUCACUGAUUAUUCUUUUGUUUUUGACGUAGAUGUCACGUCCUCAGACUCAUUUGAACACUUCUUUUUUUAAAUUGUUCUUAUCAGUUCUUCUUUUGUCGUUUGAUUUGUUACCCUCGGACACUGUGGGUAGAUUUUGUAGCGUGUGGAUCAUGACUCAUCUGAAUUUUAGAGUGACUGAAAAAGAGCAGAAAAAAAAUCUCCUGUCCAUUCUAAACAUACUUACACUUGUAAAAAAUAAACAAACUACAAAUAUUUGCUUUUUUUAAUCACAAGCAAUGUAUAUAUAAUAGAUUUCAUAUAAAUUUUUGAAAAACAAAAAGUAUAUAGAUCUAUAUAUGAAUGUUUGGCAUAUAUGCAUAGUUAACCACCUGUGAAAAAAAGGUGAGCAGAUUUUAUUCUUUCUAUGAACUCUUGAACUUUUGAACUCUGAACUAUGAACUAGGGGAUGAUUUGCACAAAACAAGGUGACAAGGUGCUAACAUAAAAGCCACCCAUCGUCCAAGAGCAUGCGUGCAUCUGGAUUCCCUGAAUCUCUCUGUGUGGUCGUUCUUCUUCACUGUGUGUAUGGCAGUGUGUAUGUGUGCAAUCGCUUAUUUGUUUCCAUUUUUGUGCGUUUGUUUGGGAUUGAAACAAUGAGAAUGCGUGUGACAGUGCAAGAGCGUCAGUGUGUGUGUGUGGUUAAUUGUUAGGGUUUACAUCACUGGAGUUGGUCCACUAUAGCCUUACUGUAUUACCAUCAGAUGUUGCCAGCAGUGGCUGUGUCACACAAACACACGUGCUCACAAAAUGCACACACACACAAACAUAAAAAUGCACACAUGCAUUAAUCUUCAUUUCAAAACUCAACAUCAUCGUCCGGCAUUCUUGUUUUGUACUAAGUGACGUCUUCAUAAAGUGGACUGCUCGGCUCAAGAGCAACAAGACAGACUGAGAUUACCACAUUAUUGAUGAACACGGUCACAUUUUAUAUUGCAAGACAACCACAGCUCACCUUGUAACUGUGUAGGCACGGCUUAUGCAGUAUCACUGUUUUGUAAACCCAUUCCCAGAUGGCAUUUGUGCUCUUUACCCUCCACUCUGUCUGGCAGCACUCCUCUUUCCUUUUUCAGACCUUCAGUUUCUGAGUUUUGGAUAUGCUAUAUGAAGUGAUCCAGUGAGGAACAAACAACACAAAGGAAAAAUGUGCCAAAAAGUAAAUAAACUUUUCACUGUAUAUUUGUCUUUGCUUUAGGACUAUCUUAGUUACAGCACUCUAAAGCUGUUAGAUAACAUGAUAACAUGGUGCCAUCUCCUGGAAAUCUUGAGAACAGAUGUUUGUUAGAUCCUUCUGUAUUUUCCUGCAGCUGGAAGUACAGUCAUUACUUUUAUUUUUUGAAGAAGUAGUACAUAUAUAUAUAUAUAUAUUCUCAUAUUAAUUAAUAUCUGUAUUAUUAAAUUAUUGAUUUAAAUGAAAUUUGGAGACAACUGCUUGAUUUACUGUGAUAAAGGGUGAACAUAUGCAGUCUGAAGUUUGACACAGCCUGGCCUGGUUAGGAGAAUAAGUGCUGUACUAAAUAACUGCUUGGACCGGUGGCUAAGAUUACCACAGAUACAGACUCAAAAUGAGCAAAGUGUAACAGAAGUACACAUCAUUUGGUCAAAUAAUUUCCUUUGUCUUAUUUUGUAAUCAACAAAGCACAAUCUACAUAGUAUAGGGGCAGCAGCGUGACCUUUUUUAAAAACCCACUGGAGUCCAGUGACCAAAUGGAACCAGUGAUCUUAUCAUCAAAAGGGUUUUUUUUCUUUCAUUGUCAGUUUUCUCCUUGUUUGCACUGUGAAGUUUAGAUUGGUGGAUGUAUCACUGCAACACCUCAGCCUUGUCUCACGGGUUAAGCUUCCCCUUAUCGGCAUCAAAUGACCAGAAAACUCAUCUGCAAUUAUUCUCCCUUUGCACACUUAAAAAUAUUCAUAUAAAAGUCCCUCUGUAUUUUAAUACACAAAAUCCCGUGUACAAAUAUGAGUUAACCAGAAGCUACCUAGUAUUCCUCAUGCAGAGUAAGGGAGAUAGUAAAGGUUGAGGCAAGAUCUGAGAUGUUGCCCAGGAUAUCUCCACCACAGAGAUAUAUGUUUGUUAUAUUAUGUAAUAAAUUUAUAAUUAAAACAUGAAA
Maylandia zebra (zebra mbuna) is the source of this 9927-nucleotide messenger RNA. Lineage: Eukaryota; Metazoa; Chordata; Actinopteri; Cichliformes; Cichlidae. The record is from RefSeq and is a predicted model, not a curated record.